AUGUUUUUUUCCAUGACCGAUAACCCCGGAAGCACUGGGGGGCGGGGGCUGGACUGGCACCACAAUGGAAUUCAUCCCAUGCCUGUCCUAGGGCUAAGAAAUAGAACUUGAAUCUAGUGCCUUGUAAUUAGGAAACAUUGUCGUGGAGGAAGGGAGGGAGACGUUGACUCGGUAAUUUGUACAACACAGAGUAAAAGCAACUUCGAAGCUCCUCUUUUCUCUCUCUUGGCUGUUAGUUGUUUCCAUGAGCUGAAGAACAGUAGGGUAAAUAUUUACAGAGGUGUGAUAAAUGUUGGAAAUGGUUAAAGAUAGGUGUAUGCACAUACAUUUUAACUUGAACAAAAACUGCAUCACUUGCAGGCUUUGGUAUUAAUAGUCUUCUUGAAAUCUUAUGGCAAUGCUAGGUGAGCAGCAGGUGCAAGAGAAGGUGCUUCAGUAUGAAGCUUUUAUCGGUGAUGUUCUGCAAAGGGAUCUCCAGAAGGUUCUGGAGCAGCGGGAGGAGGUCUAUGAAAAGAUUGCUCAGUACCUGCAACUCAAGAAUGUUAUCGAGCGAUUUCAGGAGACAGGAAGCCAGGAGCUGACAACUCAAGUGGAUUUAGGCUGCAAUUUCUAUGUCAAUGCAGAAGUGCCAGACACAUCCACCAUAUUUGUAGCACUGGGUUAUGGGUUCUUUGUGGAGUUGACGCUUCCUGAAGCGCUUGCCUUCAUUGAGAAGAAGAACAAGCUUCUGACAGAGCUCAGUGAAGCCCUUACCAAAGAUUCUGCCAAGAUCAAAGCCAAUAUCCGGAUGGUUUUAGAGGGCUUGCGUGAACUCCAAGGUCUCCAUGAUUUGCCUGAGGAGACCAGAAGGGACAUCAUCCUUUAGGCAUCUCCCUUACCCAGAGUGGAAGUUUUCAACAACUGAUAUGCUGGAUGAAGAGUUUGUCUCUUGGAGCAUUUUGGCGACAGCAGCAGGAACUGCAUUUAGAACUGGAGAAACACUUCAGAGUGGGGUGUAGUGAAUGUGAGAUGGCAAUAGGGGAUAUGGGUUGCAGGGAGAGGGAUCAGUUUCUCAGGGGUUGGGACAGGCCAAUUGAUUUCCGUUCCUCGAAUACUCAACCGUUUUCUGCCUCUGUUUUCCCCAGGCACUGUGUCUUAGUACAAGUUCAUCUCGAUUUGUAAAAGUAAUAAAGAUUAUUAUUCCA
Rhineura floridana is the source of this 1184-nucleotide messenger RNA. RefSeq names its product ubiquitously expressed prefoldin like chaperone (gene UXT). The record is from RefSeq and is a predicted model, not a curated record. Lineage: Eukaryota; Metazoa; Chordata; Lepidosauria; Squamata; Rhineuridae. Bases 392 to 865 code for a protein of 157 amino acids. Gene Ontology annotation, molecular function: transcription corepressor activity. The transcript has 7 exons. Gene Ontology annotation, biological process: negative regulation of transcription by RNA polymerase II.